CUUACGUUUUCAAUGAAUGCUUUUGUUAGAAAGUUUUCUGUUAACAAAGGUCUUUGACAUUUGAUGGUUCUUUAUCCAUCUUGCUCUGGUGAAUUCGUUCAAUUCUUUCUACUCGAUUGCCCGAGAUUAAUUGAAUGCGAGGUGGUGAACUUAAGUGCUGUUGAUGCAUUCGCAAGUACCUGAUUUGAAUGAGUGAAAUUGGAAUAAACUAGCAUUUGGGCCAUUGACAUAGAAAUACAUGCUCGUCGCGUCAAAUAGAUUUAGAUGUAGCUAGUUUGUAAUUCCAACGUACACUCGAUGGGUUUAAAUGCAACUAGAUACAAUUCCAACUUACAUUCAAAGGGCCACCUGAGCAGAAAAAUGUUUGAGUUUCCAGCACAAGCCAAUGAAUUUUCCUUGGACCAAUUUCUGAAAUACCGAAACGACAAUGUGGCAGCGGAUCCUAUUUACCAGGGACGUGUGGCUAUCAGCCUCGAAGAACAGAAAUCGGCUGUUAACUCAGAAAAACUCAAAUGUUAUCAGAAGAUCGUCUAUGGCCCGUCAACAUACGAAGGCAAUCAUUGCAACACCACGUGGGAUGGUAUUGCAUGCUGGGACAGUAUACGUGCUGGCGACGUAGCUCAACAACAAUGUCCGUCUUAUAUCCAUGGGUUUUAUACUACAGGAUUGGCUACAAGACGAUGUUUGUCCGAUGGUCAAUGGUACGUGAAUCCUGAGUUUAAUAAAUCCUGGACGAAUUACACUGGUUGCACGUCAUCUGUGAUACCCAAUCCUUCACAUUUUAUUGAGAGUCAUUUAGAACGAUUGGCGUUGAUGUACCAUACAGGAUAUGGAAUAUCUUUGAUAUCUCUAAUUGUGGCCUUUGUCCUUAUGAUAUAUUUUAGGCGACUUCACUGUCCAAGAAAUAUUGUUCAUCUAAAUCUGUUUGCGUCCUUCAUAUUCCGUGCUGCACUUUCCUUUUUGAAAGAUAAUCUACUCGUCCAAGGUGUGGGACUCCCCGAUGACGUAUCGUUACCAUCACUGGGAACCAUAUUUUUUAAAGAAGGAGGAGCGCAUUGGGAAUGUAAGCUGUUGUUCACAACGUUUCACUAUGUUCUAUUAGCCAACUAUUUUUGGUUGUUUAUCGAAGGUCUAUAUUUACAUACGUUAAUAAUAGUAGCCGUAUUCUCCGAGAAAUCCAGAAUCAGAUGGUAUCUGCUUAUGGGAUGGGUUGGGCCGUUAGUAUUUGUAAUACCAUGGAUGUUUGUCAGACUGUUUGUUGAAAACACGCUGUGUUGGAAUACCAAUCCUACGCCGGCCUAUUUCUGGAUAAUGAGAUCAGCCAUCGUAUCUUCAAUCAUAAUUAAUUUCGCUUUUUUCUUAAAUAUUGUUCGUGUUUUGUUCACCAAGUUAAAAAGUUACAGUACACCGAAGUCGAGAAGAUGUCGUCACAGGUACAGGAGACUGGCGAAGUCGACCCUCGUUCUUAUUCCAUUGUUUGGCGUCCAUUAUAUGGUUUUUAUCGGCCUUCCUGAUGAUGUGUCAGCAACCUUGGAGCUGAUCCGCCUUUAUUAUGAAAUGUUCUUUAAUUCCUUUCAGGGAUUUUUUGUAGCUUUACUGUAUUGUUUCCUGAAUGGCGAGGUGCAGUCAGAAAUCCGUAAAAAGUGGAUUAGAUACAAACUGAAAACCAACUCCAGAAAGUUUCAGAAAAUUUAUUGGCAGACGUCGUCGUUUAAAUUCGGUAAAAAUCCCAGCCAAUCGCAUUUAGUGAAUUCUAUUACGUCAGAGCGUCGGGAUUUUCGAAAUCCUCAGCUUCAAACAAGUUCUGAAGCCAGUUCAGAAGAUGAACGGAAACGAAUCCAAAUGAGUGAUGAUCCGAUGCAUAGAAAUGGAUACAGAUUAUCACCUACACCAAAGACAAUUGAGAACACGAGGCCUAUAAUAUAUCUUAAACCUACUGAUGAGUUUGGAUGAAAAAGUUUAUCUGAGUUCCCAAGACGCUGUUCUUUUUAUAAAUAUUAUUUUUCUAUGAACCAUGUUCUUUACUUGUGUAAUAGAAGAACUUCUUUAAAAAUCGAACUUAAUUAAAACUUUAAGCUCAUAGUGAUCUACUGGUGUCCAACCACGCCCAAGUGAUUAUGUAACGUUCAAGAUUUAGCUGUGGUAGCUCAAGACACCACAUUAAUGUGUCAGUUUCAGUCUAAUGAUCCGUUUUGAUUCUUAAAAUGAACUAUAUUGUUCUUUUUAUAUAUAUUAUUUUUCUACAAGUCAUUGCUUAAUGUCAGUGUGAAUAACAAUUUGGUGAAAAUUAAAACAAAAUCCCUUAAGGUAAUUCAACUGAGUGUGCUUAGAUUACUAUAAACAUAGUGUACCUUUUACAGACGAUGAUAUUUUUCUUGGAUAUAAAUUUAAUAUAAAUUUGACGACAAGCAUACCUUUUGAAUACAGAACGUUGAGACAAAUUUUGUCAUGAAAAGUGUAUAAGAAGAGUGAUGACUGUUCAUUUACUGUAUCAACUUUUCAAGCAUUGUUUAUGAAAAACUAAUGUGAUAUAAACUAAUCUGAGGUUGUGAUUUAUAAAACUUUGAAGAGGGCGAGGCUUUUGUGUGUUUUUAACAGUUCGUAAAUUAUUUAUAUUAAUAUUAUUAUUGCCAACAUUUUCAAUGUCAAAUAAAAACUUAAGCAUAUCUUGAAUUUGUGUGUGAAAUGGUGCCGAGUAAUUGUCCUUGAAAUCUCCGAAAAC
Messenger RNA from Patella vulgata (common limpet), 2722 nucleotides. RefSeq names its product secretin receptor. The transcript has 13 exons. The coding region runs from base 298 to 1953 and encodes 551 amino acids. Gene Ontology annotation, cellular component: plasma membrane. NCBI's taxonomy places the organism in Eukaryota, Metazoa, Mollusca, Gastropoda, Patellidae. Gene Ontology annotation, molecular function: G protein-coupled peptide receptor activity; peptide hormone binding. Gene Ontology annotation, biological process: cell surface receptor signaling pathway; adenylate cyclase-modulating G protein-coupled receptor signaling pathway. The record is from RefSeq and is a predicted model, not a curated record.